Chelonus insularis is the source of this 2690-nucleotide messenger RNA. RefSeq names its product protein phosphatase 2 catalytic subunit mts (gene mts). The record is from RefSeq and is a predicted model, not a curated record. Gene Ontology annotation, cellular component: cytosol. NCBI's taxonomy places the organism in Eukaryota, Metazoa, Arthropoda, Insecta, Hymenoptera, Braconidae. Gene Ontology annotation, biological process: mitotic cell cycle. Gene Ontology annotation, molecular function: protein serine/threonine phosphatase activity. The coding region runs from base 170 to 1099 and encodes 309 amino acids. The transcript has 6 exons.
CGGCACUCAUCACGUCGGCCAUUUUGUGAGUGUACCUCUAUCAAGAUAUUUGUGUUGAGUGGCUGUUGGGGAAAAAUCUAAUGAUUUAGUUAACUGUAGAUUCACUUGGUCUUUUAAUUACAUGUGCUAAGUGCUAGAUAUAUAUUCAAUCGUUAUUUAGAUCCUUACGAUGGAGGAAAAAGCGUCUCUCAAGGAGCUUGACCAGUGGAUAGAACAGUUAAAUGACUGCAAACAACUGACAGAAAGCCAAGUAAAAACUCUUUGCGACAAGGCAAAAGAAAUUUUGACAAAGGAAUCUAACGUUCAGGAAGUGAAAUGUCCAGUAACCGUGUGUGGAGAUGUUCAUGGACAAUUCCACGACCUGAUGGAAUUAUUCAGAAUAGGUGGAAAAUCACCAGAUACAAACUACCUGUUCAUGGGUGAUUAUGUUGACAGAGGCUAUUAUUCUGUUGAAACUGUAACUCUCCUAGUGGCACUUAAGGUGAGGUAUCGAGAAAGAAUAACCAUUCUAAGGGGGAAUCAUGAGUCGAGGCAAAUCACACAAGUUUACGGAUUUUACGAUGAAUGUUUGCGAAAAUAUGGAAACGCUAAUGUGUGGAAAUUUUUUACUGAUUUAUUUGAUUACCUGCCCUUGACUGCGCUGGUCGACGGUCAAAUCUUCUGUUUGCACGGUGGUCUUUCACCUUCCAUUGAUACCUUGGAUCACAUUCGUGCAUUGGACCGCCUCCAAGAAGUGCCACAUGAGGGACCAAUGUGUGACCUUUUAUGGUCUGACCCAGAUGAUCGAGGAGGAUGGGGUAUUUCACCGCGUGGAGCAGGUUAUACCUUUGGUCAGGACAUUUCCGAAACGUUUAAUCAUUCAAAUGGCCUGACCCUUGUAUCGCGAGCUCAUCAACUUGUCAUGGAAGGCUAUAAUUGGUGUCAUGAUCGUAAUGUCGUGACAAUAUUUUCUGCACCAAAUUAUUGUUAUCGUUGUGGAAAUCAAGCUGCGAUUAUGGAACUGGAUGAUGCUUUGAAAUAUUCAUUCCUUCAAUUUGAUCCUGCACCUCGGCGUGGUGAGCCCCACGUUACUAGGCGGACACCAGAUUAUUUCCUGUAAGAUGUUCAAUCCGAGGGAGAUAGAUUUUAAGGUAGGGGAAUGGAAAGAUGCUGUUGUUAUAGUGAUGCCAUUUAUCAUAAUCUUUAUGAAAAUCAUAAGACGUGUAAGAUAUGAAAACAAUUCUUAUACGUAACUUAUCAAUUUCGAGUAUUGUAUCGUGGCUCACAUUGCAGUAUCUCUUUCAAACGAAAAUAUGCGCCUGUGUGCGUUUUCAUACACACGCAUUAGCAUGUAGACACACGACAAUUGUACACAUAAGUAUACCUACAAUAUUGUACACAUCUAUCAAUUAAAUUCACUGAGAAUACUAAAUUUGUGAAUCGCAAUGGAUCGCUUGUAUUUUUAUUGAAGACAAAUGAAUACAAAGUAUGUCAAUGUAAAGCAUUGUUAUAUAUGCUAAAUAACUACGAAAUUAUUACCAAUAUUUGGAUAAACAUUUACUAGUUCUCAACUAUAUAAAAAUAACCAUUGUAAUAAUAAAAAAAAAAAACAAAAUAAUUGGAAUAUCUACAAUUAUUUAAGGAUGAAAGACAUGCUCUUGUACGUGUCAGCUGAUCCACAAGUUGAAUUCUUUGUAGUUUAUAUAAUUCAUCUUGGUGUAAUUGUAUAAGUGAAUAAUAAUGAAACAUUACAAACGAGUCGGUGAAGAAACAAAGGGUUGAUGCAAUAGUGAGUUGACCCAAACUAUCAAUGAAUGAAAACAAAAUACAUUUUAUAAAUCACAAAGUAUCAAAGCUUGAUAAUAAGAGCUAUAAAAAACUUUGUAGAUAUAAAUUUCAUCUAUCGAUCUUUAAAAACAAAUAUACAGAGACUUCAGAAUAAAUUAUCAAUUGUUGAAGUUAAACUCUGUAAUAGUUACAACAACAUCAUACUUCCUAAUUUUUUUCUUUACUCAUGCCAGUACUAUUUAUCUUUAGUAAAGUAAUCAUUUUUAUCUGUACUUUUUGUAUAAAAAAAAUUCACUUGUUAAGUGAUAACUAAUUUAAUCUUAUAAAAAAUGCACUUCCUAAUCUCAAAUAAAAAUUUUUUAAAUAUCUGUAAACACUUUUGCAUCAAGCCUUCAUAUAAAAAUACUGGCAUCCACAGCAGUUACGUUGAUUUUCAAUUGUUCAUAAAUGAUUAUUGACGACCUUUUUACUAAUGAGAAUAAAAAAUGAUGCUUCUGAUGAAUAAAAAAAAUAUGUAAUACAAGCCAAACCAAUCUUUGUCAUGUUGUGUCAAAUUAUUCAUUAAAAUUGAAAAGAAAAUAACGGAAUGAAAAAACAUUGGCAUUGUAAACAUAAACAUCCAUCCACACAAGAGAUUUAUUCAUAGACAUAAGCAUGCAUAAUAAUUAACUACAUUAAUAUUUCUAGAGUGGCUUUAAAAUAGGUAUUAUCACAUGAACGAUGAAGCGAACGUGAAAUGUGUAGAUGCGCGUUGUAGUAAAUUGUAAAUUAAUCAGUAACAGGAGUUGUAAAGUAUCCUGAGCAUGGAUCAUCGUCACUCUAGACGGUGAUGAGCAUUUUUUUUCUUUUUUUCAUUUUAUAUUAUAAUCUACACAUGUUGAAUCAUAUUGAUAAGAAUAAAGUUUUCGUAUAAAAAAAGAAGA